Tupaia belangeri chinensis (Chinese tree shrew) is the source of this 1288-nucleotide messenger RNA. RefSeq names its product regulator of ribosome synthesis 1 (gene RRS1). Gene Ontology annotation, cellular component: nucleolus; preribosome, large subunit precursor; nucleus. Gene Ontology annotation, biological process: ribosomal large subunit biogenesis; endonucleolytic cleavage in ITS1 to separate SSU-rRNA from 5.8S rRNA and LSU-rRNA from tricistronic rRNA transcript (SSU-rRNA, 5.8S rRNA, LSU-rRNA); ribosome biogenesis. Gene Ontology annotation, molecular function: protein binding. The record is from RefSeq and is a predicted model, not a curated record. Lineage: Eukaryota; Metazoa; Chordata; Mammalia; Scandentia; Tupaiidae.
CACCACCCGCCUGCCGCGUGAGAAGCCGGUGCCCCGGCCGCGGCCACUUACACGCUGGCAACAGUUCGCGCGUCUCAAGGGCAUCCGUCCCAAGAAGAAGACCAAUCUGGUGUGGGACGAGGAGAGCGGCCAGUGGCGGCGCCGCUGGGGCUACCAGCGCGCCCGGGACGACACCAAGGAAUGGCUGAUCGAGGUGCCCGGCGGCGCCGAUCCUAUGGAGGACCAGUUCGCCAAGAGGAUUCAAGCCAAGAAAGAACGGGUGGCCAAAAACGAGCUAAACCGUCUGCGUAACCUGGCUCGAGCGCACAAGAUGCAGCUGCCCAGCGCGGCGGGCAUGCACCCUACCGGACACCAAAGUAAGGAGGAGCUGGGCCGCGCCAUGGAGGUGGCCAAGGUCUCCACGGCGUCGGUGGGGCGCUUCCAGGAGCGCCUGCCCAAGGAGAAGGCGCCCCGGGGCUCUGGUAAGAAGAGGAAAUUCCAGCCCCUUUUCGGAGACUUUGCAGCCGAGAAAAAAAACCAGUUGGAGCUACUCCGAGUCAUGAACAGCAAGAAGCCCCAGCUGGAUGUGACGAGGGCCACCAAUAAGCAGAUGAGAGAGGAGGACCAGGAGGAGGCCGCUAAAAGGAGGAAAAUGAGCCAGAAGGGCAAGAGAAAGGGGGGCCGGCAGGGUCCCGGGGGCAAAAGGAAAGGGGGUCCGCCUAGCCAAGGAGGGAAGAGGAAAGGGGGCUUGGGAGGCAGGAUGAAUUCUGGGCCACCUGGAGUGGGUGGCAAGAGGAAAGGAGGCCAGCACCAAGGAGGAAAGAGGAGGAAGUAGUAGUUUCAUCCUGGGACCUCUCCUGUAAGCCGUGAACUGUGUACACGAAACGGUCAGUUCUAGGUACUGUAACGGCGUGCCGAAGGAGGUGGCCGCCGCCCCCCUUGAAUGGGUAGGAUUACCCUCACUUCAAGAGGGACGUGAGUGUUGAACUCUAUAAAUGGUUUUCCCGCAGUCGAGACUUUGGAGACUAAGGAUUUAUUUGAGGACAUAAGAAUUAAGGAAAUAAUUUGGUUGUAAUCGGGAAUCAGCCCUAUUCUUAAAAAGCCAACUUUUUUUUUCCUUUUUGACUUUGAUAUGGGGUGAGGGAGAGUUUGAUCGUAUUUCAGAGACUUAAAAUAGAUGGGUUUAUACUAUAACAAGCUUGUGUUUAUUAAAGAGGGAAGAAGGAAGAAAAAAGAUGACAAGCAUUUUCAGGAAUGGAUUUACAAAUAACUGUUGUAAAGGUUAUUUAAUAAAAGUGCCUGUAUCUAG